Protobothrops mucrosquamatus (brown spotted pit viper) is the source of this 7767-nucleotide messenger RNA. RefSeq names its product exophilin 5 (gene EXPH5). The transcript has 6 exons. The record is from RefSeq and is a predicted model, not a curated record. Gene Ontology annotation, molecular function: small GTPase binding. Gene Ontology annotation, cellular component: endosome. Bases 6 to 5411 code for a protein of 1801 amino acids. NCBI's taxonomy places the organism in Eukaryota, Metazoa, Chordata, Lepidosauria, Squamata, Viperidae. Gene Ontology annotation, biological process: multivesicular body sorting pathway; positive regulation of protein secretion; intracellular protein transport.
CCAGAAUGAGUCGGUCGUCCCGCGGCAUAGAUCUGAGUUUCUUAAAUGGCGAGGAAGCCCGGCAGAUCCUCAAGGUGUUGGAGCGGGACACGCAACUCAAAAAAGCGGAAAAAGAAAGGCUGAGCAAAUUUCAAAAGAAAAAUGAAGAUGCAACAGGGUAUCCGGGCAUGAGAGGAGAAUGGCUUGAAGAUUUCCAGAAGAGAAAAUUUCAAAGUGAGACUGAUAUCAGCAGAAUUCCGAAACAACCACUAGUUCACCGGUUGAAAAAGGCCAUGGGAAAUAAUUCUGCAAACACAAAGGGCUCUGCUUUGGAAGUCCCACCAGCCCAGAAGCCUGGAUCCACUUCCAUCCUCGAAGGACUGAGAACCCCAUUUGCUUCUCUGUUCUCGUCCUUCAAGAAAUCCAAGAAGCAGCACCUGAAGCCUCCCCACAAGCAGCAGCAGCAGAACUCUUCACAAUAUGACCACAUGACUUCAGAUGCCCACACAUCUUUCAAAGCAGAAGAAAUGGCAACGACCCAGAUAUGCAACUCCUCUUUGCCCUCUGAACCUACAAAUAAAUGCCUUGAUGCAAACAUCACUCAUGUGAUGGACAGCACGUCAACAUGGAAUGAGGAGCUGGAAAAUGAGCUUUUAAAAGUUUUGGACUGUUUGGAUAGCCAACUGGCACAAGAACAAUCUCAAGAUACUAUGAAUACAAGGACUCCGACUAACUAUGGCUCUACAGCACCAAAAAUCCAUCAUCAUUCCACUGUUGUGCAACCAAAUUUCCUUGGAGAAGUACAGAGAAAUGACCAGAACUUGUUUUCCCCAGAUAGAACAAGGACAUUAAGAGCCAGAAAUAAAUACAAAACUUUCUUCACACCAAGGAGGCUUUAUGAUACCUAUACAAAGCAACAUCACAUAGAAAAAUACCCAUAUGGGGAUUUGUGUGAUGAAAGAUCUUCUUUUUUAAAGAGAGGAUAUUCUGCUUGUUCUCUUGGACAUUCUUCAGAAGAUAGGUUGGCAUUUUCAUCAGAACCAUACAGUAAUGGAUUUGGUCCUAAGAACUUCAUGUCCAAGAAUAAAAUGGGCAGAAGUUACUCUUUGUCUUGCCUUACAAGGCGCUCGUCUUUGAUGUCUGCUGACAUGUUUUCCCCUGGUAGCUUACAGCACAAUUCGGAAAGCAAUACGGACUUCACAAAAUUUAAUUUCCAGCAUCAGUCCAGACGGACUCCUCUUUCAUCUAUUAUAUGGAAUAUGCCACAGUCUUCUAGGCAUUCACUACAUCCAGACAGACUUCGUAGAACACAGUCAUUAAUAGAAUUUAACACAGCAUUCGAGGACUCCCAUCCUUGUUCUCCAGAGGAAAAUACAAGGUAUAAAUUUUAUAGAUCAAAAAUGAAUUAUAGACAAGUAAUACCAAAUAAGAGCCAUCCUUUAUUCACUGAGAGACGAAUAGACCCUCUGUGUUUCGACAGUCGGGAGAAUUUUAUGUUACAUCCAUUGAAAAAUGUUUCAAAGCCAUGUUACAGAUACCCAUCAUUUCAUGGUAAAAUGAAUCGGUCCCCAAACAAUUUUCCUUUUGGAAGAACAGAGGAGUAUCCUUUUAGAUGUGAUAAUCAUCAGUAUUUCAGUGAUGCUAACCAUGUCCCUGAUGUAAACUUUGAACAGCUGAUUGAGCGGCGAAGUGACUAUGGAAAAAAAAGAGACGUAUGGCAAAGUGAACAUAUGCAUGACCAUGUUUCAGAAUACACAAAGAGUAGGGACCAUCCAGGAAGAGCAAUUAACAAAUUGCUUGUAAAGGGUUCAAGAGGCAUGCAAAAAGGUGCAACUUAUGUCUCAGCUGCUUUGGAGAACCAAACUGAAUGUGCCGAGCCAAGUCAAAGUCAUUUUAGUGGGGAUAGUCAAGUUCCUUCAAAGACAUUUGUUAAACCCUUUCAAACCAAAAAGAGCUCAAAAAUGAGUGGCAUGGACGAGAUGAUUGGUGCUGAUCAGUCAGAUAAAGUGGAUAGUAUGGACAUAAAAAAGCCAAUAUUAAUUCAAGCAUUUGGACGAAUAAAAACAAACAAUCCAACAGAAUCUCAGAUGUCUCCUCCUACAGUCUCUUCUCAAGCUGCACCUCCUAUGAGCAGAUCCCUCCAUCCACCUUUUAUAUUAAAUUCAAAAAGGCAAGCCAAGGCAAAUCCCUUAGGGCGCAUUGAAAACAUUUGUUUAUCAAAUAUUCACAGUAAAAAUGGCCAAAGAAAUGAAGACAACAGCACUGAAAGCAACGGUGUAAAGCAAGCAUGUCCCCCAUACCUUAUUGCUAAUCCUUCAAAGCUGUCAAUUCUUCAAAGUAACCCUCAAGAGGAGCACAGGUUGGAAACUUUGAAAGCAUUUAACCCUGACAAGAUGUUAAACCCUGUUUUCAUUGAAGACUCCAAAGUACUUCCAAACAAUGAUUUCCCAGUUUCUUAUGCUGAAACACUCCAUAAACCAAAUAGAUUUGUUAGAUAUUCAACUAGUAAUAGUGUUAGUGGCUCACAGAGCAGCAGCCCUCUCAAAUCUCCUAAAACACAUAAGACAUUAUUUCAAAAAUCAGCUAGUAUUGAUGGAAGUGAUCUCUCUAAAAAACACAUCUCUCCCCCUACAAGGAAGAUCCCUUGCAGAAAUAAGAGGAUGGGGGAGGAUAACUUAGAAGCCCAUGUACCAAACAGACUUGGGAAUAUUUAUUCAAAUAAGGGAGAUAAAAGCUCUUUGUUCAGCUCAUCCUGCUCAUCCUUAAACAAAUUGUCCAAAGAAAUGGCUGAAGAAAAAAAUAAACAAAUUAAAAAGUAUCACAUGCAUUUAAUUCAAGCUCCUAACUGCCCAUCGGGGAGUACUAAUAUAAUUGGCAGCAAACGGAAAAAAAGAGAUGAGAUGCUUGGUGCAGAGAAAGCAAUUUUUUCUUCUUCUGAAAAUGAGGAAACAGAGGCAGAAAAUCCUUUAAAGCAAUAUAAAACCACCAGCAAAUUGACCGUAAGCAUAUAUGAAGAUAAUGUAAAAUACCAUGAAUUGAUUUCGGUUUAUUAUACUUUACCACGGAAACAUUCACAAGCUUUGUGCAAUGUCUUCCCAGUAGAUACCAAAAAGGCAGAUUCAUCCUCGUCCCCAGAAAAACCGCAGACCCCUCAAAAGCAGUAUGAAGUUCGUGUCGGUAUGACAACUGUAGCUUUUCCACCCAGCUUAGAAAAAGGAGAAAAAAUUAUUUCUCCUGACAAAAUGCCUGCUCCUGAUAUACAACAGGAUUCAAAAAAUAUAGGCAAUCCUAUUAAAGUUCUCCAAGUUUCAAAUCCCAUUGUGGAAACAGCAGAUGUUUCUCCAGCACAUUGUUCAAUGAAUAAUAAAAAAGAAAUAGUUGUAUCAGGAGCAGAAGAGCUGGGACUUGCAAUUUCCAAUAGGCCACCUAUGGAUGGUUCUCCAGGUGGCCCCAAGCCCAGCAGAAAAGAGGUUGAAACAGUUAACACCAAUAUUUUGUCCAACCUGCAUGUUGGCAGGCGCUCUUCUCCAUGGACAGAGUCCUCAAAACUUGAUAAAAACUUACGUCUUAACUCACUGAAUUCCAAAAGUACCUCUUUGGGGGAUAUUUCUGCAGUUUCUUCUCCAAUAAAUGGUCAUAAAGGGAGUCCUGGCUAUAGACAGCCAUCUGCUGAAGCAUCAGCAAGCAUUCCUCCUUCCAAUUUAAUUGACAUUAUCCAGGACGGAAAACCCACUGCAUGCCCAGAAGUCGGCACCCGGGUAAAUGUCACUAAAGAAAAAAUUAGAAAUGCUGCAGAGAUCAAAGAAAGGGCUCGUUAUAUAUGUCGCAUUAUUUCUGAAAGGGGACAUCGGUUUCCACCGAGAAAUGAAAGUGUCAGAAAUGAAACAUCCAUUUCAACAAGCAAGAUGCAUUCAGCUUCCCAGAAUUUAACAGUGCCAGGGGAUGCUGCUUUUUCAGCUAAUGCAGUCAUUCAUCCAAAAGGGAAUGUGGUAGAAUGUUCAAAGCCUGAAGAGCAGGAGAUGCCUCAAAGUCCUGCACUCCGCAAAGUUGGCACAAAUUUACAGAGGUCUGAAAGAGUCUGUGUGGACAAUGAGAACCUUAGCUCUAAAGGUAAGCAAUCAGGUCCUACACAGGACUUGCCUGAGCACUUACUACCUGAAAGUAAGCUUGCCCUGGAUAGCCUUAAAAAUAAAGUUAAUGACAUAGAAAAAAGGAAAAAUAGGCCUUCAGUUAAAAACAAACUAGCAGCCAUGUGCAGAACAAGUCGAAAGUUUUCUAAUAAGAAAAGCUCAAGUCCCAAACCACACGUAAGUUGCAUAUUUUCACAAAAUGAUGCACUUUCAUUAGAGAAAAGCAUCCGCCAUCCCAUGUUGAUUUCACCCGAUGAUUCCCAGCAAAUAGGGAAUGAGAAUCAGAAUCAGGUUCCUCUACCUGGGGAAUUUGAUAUUCCAAGGCUGAGUAAAGUUGAAACUAAGAAAUUGCAAACUAAUGAAGAUAGGAGGCCUUUGACAAACUUGUGCAACCAAAAAAGAGAACAUUCUGGGCAAAGUGAUAAAAAUAUAAAGACCAUCCAAAAUUCUACCAUCCUAUUUUCAAAAUCAAUUAUGCCUGUGCUAAACAACAAUUUACAGACAGGUAGCAAAGUUUUAGAAAAUAACAGCCAUCCCAUUUUCUCCAAAUGCGCAGGAAUGGAUGCUUGCCCUCCAAAAAGAGGUCACUGUAAUGUUGGUGAGCUUUCAUCUUUUCCACUUUUGUCUGAUAAACAUGCAUACAUUAAAAACAAUUCAAAAACAAAUAUUUCUCCACUGCAAAAAUUGACUUCUCAAGCAGAAUGUGAUGAUUAUCAAGAUAAUGAGCAGUCAGAUAUCUUUAAAAAUGUAAACCAAUCCUGUGCCAAGCCAGUUCUAAAUCCCAGCAAAACCCAGCGUGAACGACAUUUUUCUGAAUGUUCCUAUACACAAAAACUCCAUGAUUAUUUGCCCCCUAAAAACAAUCUGAUACAGUCUGGAUAUAAUCGGAAAUUUAAGUCCUAUUCUGAACUGUUGUCCUGUGAUGAAAAUGAGAACUGGGACACAUACAAGGAGAAUAAAAGGAACUUUGGUUCGCGACCUAUCAUGUACCCCUCAAUUGAAUUUGGUAUUUUUGGAAAAGAACAACAGCAGGCUUUCUUAGAUAACAUAAAGAGGUCACUCACGGAAGGGCGGUUGUGGAAUCCAUGUCUUUUAAAGAACUUCAGGUCCAUUAAAAGGGAAGAUGGGUGCUCCUUAAAUGGGUUGGAGCUGUUGAAAUCAAGUGCUACAGAAGAACAGUUCCCAAAUGAACCUUUUGAUUUCCAUGAAGAAGCCUCUGCAUAUUCUUCAGAUUCUGACACUGACACCACCACAGAUGAUGAAUAUUAUCUGCAUGAGUAUGAGAAAGAAUCAGAACUAUGAGGAACUCAGCAGAUGUAGAAAGCAACUGCCUACUUGCUGACUUGUUGGUUGAUAGCUUAUAAAAGAGUAGGGACUGAAAACUUGACUAGCUUUCUAUAAAUGCGCUAAUUUGAACUCGGAUACUAAAUGGACAUAUUGCACUAAUCUAGUCUUCCACAAUGCUGGCUUUUCUCAAAUAUGUGGACUGCCAGAAUUCUAACAAAUAUCCUUGGAAUUAAGAUCCGCAUAUCUAGGGAAUGCUCAGGUUAUAGAAGCUCUGCGGAGAUGUACGGUAAUACGUUUGGUUUUAGGAUAGGGUACCGUAUGAACUCAGUAACUGUGGCUUAUAAACUGUGGUGUACUUUUUUGCGUGUUGCUUAAAUCCAACCAAUUGUGGUUUAUUCAAUAAACCAUGGUGAGAUAAGCUGUAACUUAAGAGUUAUGUAAACCUAGCCAUUACAGUGAUCGGCUUAAAAAUUUGUUUUUAAAUGGUAAAAAUCACCCUACAUUUGAAUCUCUAAUGGCACUGGAAAGAAUAAAGGAAUUGUCCUACUGGUUCUUAGAUGAGGUUUGCCUGCUUUUGCAGAGCAGGAUCUCUUUGUACCAGUUAACUUUGGCACAUAAUCAUAACACAGCUGCUUUGAUCAGCAAUUGAAUGUUUGCAUUCAACACAUCCAUAGCCUUUCUGUGUUUGAACAAAUCUAAAACUUCUACGUUUUAGGGAAAAAAAGGGAAGAUUCAAAAUAUGUGUAUAUUUAAUAUCCUGUAUGAGAAUAUAUUCCUUGAAUUGGAAAAUGUGUGUGUUUAUUAGAACUAUUCAAAUGAAAGGAGCUACUUCAAUGAGGUAACUAUCCUUAAGCUUCAAAUCAUGCUGAAGAUAUUGCAAGAGACUCUCUUAUUCAUAACAGUGAAAUUUUAAAAUACUACAUGUUCACUGAUUUCCACUUUAGUUUUUAAAAUUAGCCUAUUAAUAUGAUGUACAAAAUUGGUUCUUCUGAAAUGCUUAAUACUUUGUUAAAGAAGUAUGUGUAUGUACAGAAUGUACAGUAUACUUUUAAAUAUUUGUUUAGUAUGGCAGUUACACUUGAAAGUACUUCUACAGUAUAUAUUUAUAUUUUAGUUCAUGUAAAUGAAACCAUUCUAGUAAGAUUCUAAUUAAUUAUCUGUUCAUGUAAAAAUAUGUUCCUUAAAUGUGAAUUAUUUUGAAAAAAAAUAUCUGUGCAUUAAUUGCGCAUAUGGACUAAUGAAGCUGUACAGCUUUUUGCAUUGGAAAAAGACUUUGAAACUUGUAAAGCUUUAUUGAAGCUUUUUUUAUUGAAAACACUUGUAUGUGACAAGCUCAGAGUGCAGUCAAAAAGUCAUGCACAGGCGUAUGUUUACACACAUACAAAACUCUUCUUUAGUAUUUUCUUUUUGUGCUUUGCCUUUAUGACUUCGUUCCUUUGUACAUUGUAAAUACGUAAGUUGUUUGUUUUGAGAUUAAUUUUCAGGCCAUAUUAACUUCUGGUGAAUUUCUGUUCUAUGUAUCCAGGCGUUUUAACAGUAUGCUACCUGUAUAAACAAAACUGUAAUCCCACUGAAGAGCAAAAUUCCUUCAAUGCAACCUGAUCUCAUUAAUGCAAACAAUUGUUUGUUAUUUGCUCGCACGGGCAGGUACAAUCCCGUUGCAGAGUUAUCAGGUUCAAACGGGGAAGGUCAAUCUAUGGCAACUGAACCACCCAUUCCAAAGUCCAGGUAGAGCAGUGUUACAGGGCUGGAACUGAGGAGCAGAUGAAAUGUCUUAACUCCAGGACUGGUGUGUUUUCUCCCUUGUUUGGAGAAUAGGAUCCAGAUAAUUCCAAACCUCCCAAAUUCAAAAAUAUAUGAAUUUCAUGGGGUUUUCAAACAAUUUUGGACCUUAAGACUGAUUUGAUGGGUGGCAUUUUCCAAACCAUCUCUCCACUGCUUACCAGAAAGGCUAUUUCAGAGUGAGUGGCAGUAGACAAGUCCAAAGUAUGAAAAAAAUGUCACUCUAUUUAAAGAGCACUAUAUAGGAAGCCCCUUCUACAGUUUCAUAGAAUUUUGUUUGUAAAACAAGGCAACAGGCAGCAUAUUGGAUGUCUGAAACUAGGCAUUUAGUUAUAAAUAGUUUAGCAGUUUGUCCCCAGAAAUUUGGUGUUCUUCUGUCUUAUGUUGACCACCCAUGUUUUAUGUGAGCCUUCCCUAGUCCUUGUGUCUUCAAAUGUGCUGGGACUACAACUCCCAGAAUUCCUUGCCAGUCUAUUACAAUGCAAGCAUAUUUAGAUAUAACCAGGGAAACCUUUUUUUCAUUUGAAAUAAGCUAUUAAUAUUGACUACCAAUAUUUUAAAUAAAUGGACUAUAUUUAUGACCGACUCA